This is a messenger RNA of Nasonia vitripennis (jewel wasp), 1467 nucleotides long. Its product is annotated as zinc carboxypeptidase-like. Gene Ontology annotation, biological process: proteolysis. The record is from RefSeq and is a predicted model, not a curated record. The transcript has 7 exons. NCBI's taxonomy places the organism in Eukaryota, Metazoa, Arthropoda, Insecta, Hymenoptera, Pteromalidae. Bases 1 to 1278 code for a protein of 425 amino acids. Gene Ontology annotation, molecular function: zinc ion binding; metallocarboxypeptidase activity.
AUGCUGCGGUACAGUGUGUUGGUGUUUGCCGUAGUGGCUUUUGCCGCGGCUGAAAACGCUUAUAAAGUUUUCAGAAUUACUCCAGAAAAUGAAGAACAAUUUGAAUUCUUAUACAACCUCGAUGACAAAGUAGAAGGCUUUGACUUCUGGAAAAGUCCCAGCUUUGUAUCUCAAGCUGCAGAUCUGAUGGUUGCACCCGAAAAGCUGAGUUAUUUCUCUGAGCUCAUGGCCUCAAAGAACAUCAAAUACGAAUCUUUCAUCGACAACGUUGAAGCGCUUCUCGAAAUUGAAUCCAACAAUAGAACUCGCAUUCCAUCACAGACUCGUGCUGCUACAUUUGGCUGGACAUCGUACCACACUUUGGAAGAGAUUUACAGCUGGCUAGACUCGCUCGCACAGCGUUACCCGAGCAACGUAGAGGUCAUAAUCGGUGGUCGUACCUACGAGGGUCGCAAGAUCAAGGGUGUCAAGCUGUCCUUCGCCGAGGGGAACAAGGGAGUCUUCAUCGAGGGUGGCAUCCACGCGCGUGAAUGGAUCUCCCACGCUACCGUCACGUACCUCAUUAAUCAGUUCCUGAUCAGCAAGGAUCCAGCCAUUAGGAAGGUUGCUGAAUCUUACGACUGGUACAUUUUCCCCGUUUUCAAUCCGGACGGUUAUGCUUUCACCCAUAUCAACGUAAGUAACGCUUCGAUGAGGAUGAACUUUCUAGCUCCCAUUCCGUUCUCCGGCUGCUAUGGCACGGAUAUGAAUCGCAAUUGGGGAUUCGAGUGGAUGAUUAAAAUUAUUACUUUAGCCGUUGGCGCCAGCAACGACCCAUGCUCCGAAGCUUACGCAGGAAAAUACGCCUUUUCUGAAAUGGAGACGGAAACUUUGUCCAAGUACAUCACCUCCAUUUCCGACAAAUUGUUUGCUUACAUAGCGUUCCACAGCUACUCCCAAUUCUUGAUGUUCCCCUAUGGACAUUCCAAGGCUCAUUUGGAUAACUACGACGAACAAUACGCCAUCGGUAAAAAGGCAGUUGAAGCUCUCUCAAGGCGAUACGGCACUUAUUAUAAACUUGGAAACAUUGGUGAAGUUAUUGGGUAUGCUAGUGGUACUUCUUUGGAUUGGGUGAAAUCGAGUUUCAAAUUGCCUCUGGUUUACAUCUACGAGUUGCGUGAUAGAGGAAACAGCGGUUUUGUCCUUCCUCCCAACCAAAUCAUUCCUAAUGGACAAGAAGUUAUGGACUCUCUGGUGGCUCUCUUUGGAGAAGCAAACAAAUAUGGCUAUCCUAAGUAGAAGCCGACUUGUACCUGUUUUAGAUUUAUUCUAAAUGAUGUAAUAUACGAGAUAUCUGAAUAAAUUAUUUAUUGAUAUUAUUGAUCAUUAAUAAAAGUAAAUGUUUUAUCCUUUCAUGUACUUCUUGAUCUCAAAAUAUGUCUUGGAAAAGUUGAGGGUGACUAUGCUUUUUACGAUACGACCCUGAUU